This is a messenger RNA of Acanthoscelides obtectus, 1510 nucleotides long. The record is from the annotation of a GenBank genome assembly. Lineage: Eukaryota; Metazoa; Arthropoda; Insecta; Coleoptera; Chrysomelidae.
GACAGUUCCAGAACACCUGUCAAUAUGACAGUCUUUUGAAUUUGGCAUUUUUUCCUAAAUUUUAUUGUAUCAUUUGUGGUCUUCAAUAUUUUUUCUUUUACAUGGCACGAAAACAUAUAGUAUUAAUUUGAGGUUUUGAUGACGCUGACCUACAAUACAACGCUACAUCGCAAAACGCAUAUACGCCUGCGCUGAACUAACCAAACAAAUCAUUUUGGAGGGAACCAACCAACCAACGCACCAACGGUUACGUCGUGGCCAUUUAAUCCCUUUAAAUUUGUUUAUAUUUUUAUAAAAUUAUUUGUAAAACAUGUCUCAGCCCUCCGUCGCAAACUAUUUUAACACGAGAAAGAGGUCAGCUAUUGAGGACACCAAAAUAAAUCGUGCUAAGAAGGUAUUGUUACUUGAUUCAAACAAUUUUUCUAGUGCAAGCAAAAAUGGGUUAGAUACUCCAAAGAAAGUCGAGCUAGUGGAAAAGAAUGAGGGGCUUUUUAGUACACAUAGUGAUAAACUACAAGAAAAGAAAGAAGGUAUUGUGAAAUCCUGUAAUAAAAUAGUGACUAAGCCAAGCAGUGAACGCCCGAAGCUGGUCCCCAAAAAACGUGCAACUCCUAGAUCAAAAUCGGCAACUAUAACGACUUCAAAGAACAUUCAGGAGUUAUUGAACAACAUGAAGAGUAAGUUAGAUAACAAAGCAAGUGAUGUACCUAUAGACCUGCCUGAAACCACUGCAAUAGCUGAUAAGAUAGAUAAGCAAAUAGAUGAAAUUGAAAGACAGGUUACUCCACCAAAUUCACCCAUAAAAAAGAUAAAUGCUUUGGAUAAAGUGAAGGACAAACCAGAUGGGCCUUCUUUGAAAGAAAUCAGAAGGAAAAUGACGAGGAGUGCUAGGCUGGCAGAAUUGAGAGCCUCAAUAAGUAGGUUUCAAGAGGGUGAUAAGAAACUAAAGGAAAUUGAAAAGAGGACUGAACAAAUUCCCGAAUCCCCUAAACUCCAGAAGUUUAGGACCAUAGAACUAGAAGUUGCUACUAGCCCCAAAAAGGUAUUUUCUCCAGAAAAGUGCUACCUGAGCCCUAAAAAGGACACCUCAGCUAGGCGAAAUCUUCUACAGCAGUUUACUCCAACAAAAAUGCUGUUCCAAUUGCUCCAGAUUCUCCUUCUAAGCAAAUCCUUCAAGAAAUCACUAAACCAGCACUCACAUUGCCAUACAAGUAUAGACACCUGGCAGAAAUAUUCAGGUCAAUAGACAUUAUCUGUCAGAUACUGUUCAAUAGGAAGGAGACCAUUACAUUCAGGAAGUUGAAACCUGCUGUUGAGGAGAUGAUGAAGAGAAAUUUGUUAGAGAAGCAUCUAGCACAGAUCAAGCAGAUUUAUCCUGAUGCCUUUCAGUUCAGCCAGGAGAAACUUAAGGUCUUCGGUGCAGGUAAAAAAAGACAAAAUCAAACCUUAAUAAAUCAUUUUUUCCAUACUAACUUGAGAAAUAUCCUUCAUUUCUCUAAGGAGCCGUUAC